AUGAAAGCCGGUGGCCACGGCUGCGACCCCCUAUGGGGCUUUAUCGCCAGGUCUCGCGCCGGUCACCCUGGCUACUGCUGCCGCGAGACGCCUGACGGUACGGUAGAGACGGAGGAUGGCGAGACAUUGGAAGAGGCAAGCGUGUUCUUCACUGGACCCGCGGCUGAGUCUAAGGAGCAGAUAUAG
Molecule: messenger RNA, 186 nt
Organism: Colletotrichum graminicola M1.001
Lineage: Eukaryota; Fungi; Ascomycota; Sordariomycetes; Glomerellales; Glomerellaceae
Exons: 1
Coding region: 1-186 (61 amino acids)
Source: RefSeq, a predicted model, not a curated record